CGCUCGUAAACUGGAGAGAAAAGAAGCGGCGGAGGCUCAGACCGACGAACGGAGCUGAGGCUGGGCACCGGGGCUGCUCCAGCCGGGUUAUCUACGGACCACAGCCGGUACCGGAACCGGACCACCGGAAGGAAGAAGCUGCUGAUUUAUCUGAGAGAAGAUGCAGUCCCAGGGCAGCACCUCGUCCCAGCCCUCCUUCGACUCCCUGAGCUCCAGCGACAGCCUCCUGUUCAGCGACUCGGAGCAGGCCGAGGACGACACCGAGGUCUUCCUGACCGACAGCUCAUCCUCCGUCAUCGUGGGCGAGGCGGGCGGAGCAGCGGCCGGUGGGGAUGGCGGGUCGGAGAGUCCCGGGUCGCAGUGGACCUGCGACGGGUUCACCGACAAGGAGGAAGAGGAGGAGUCAUACCGGUUGGAGGGCAAGGAGGCCCGGGGCGGCGAGACGGACCCGACGGAACAGAUCCCCAAAUCACAGGGAGAUCUGCUGUUUGCUCAGAAGUGUGCUGAGCUGCAGGGUUUUGUUCGGCCUCUGCUGGAGCUGCUGAAUGGACUGAAGAGAGGCCGAUUCGACCGCGGUUUGAGUAGUUUCCAGCAGAGCGUUGCCAUGGAUCGAAUCCAGAGGAUUGUGGGGGUUUUACAGAGACCCAACAGCGGGGAGAAGUACUUGAACACUCUGCUGCAGGUGGAGAUGAUGUUGAAGCUCUGGUUUCCUCAGAUUCCCACUCAGCUGGUGUCUGUAGCCUCCAGCGACGCCACGUCUCCGCCUCGAUCCCUCCAGGACACUUUCGGCUCCAUGCCGCCGCACAAACACCGGGAUCAGCUACACAUUCCCGUCAAGAAGCGCAGACUCAGCUGGACAGGGACCGACUCCACCUCGCCUUCCCCCGUCCUUCUCAAGUGUCCUCGAAACAACGCACAAGAGAAGGGCCUCGAUCAGGACGAAGGGGACGACCCUCUUUCUUCUCCAGCGCCGGCAUUUGAUGCGAACCAGAAUUCUCCGGAUGUGGCCGGCGACAGCCAGCUAAAUGACGAAACAAAGGGAAAAGACAGUGACGGCGAGGAAGUAGAAAAGCUGCCGAAGUACAAAGCGGGUCAGAGCUCCGAGCCGAGCCUGACUUGGGUCCACGUCGCCCCAAUCCUGUCCCCAAGAAAGGUUUCACACGAGGGCACGACGUCGGCGGUUAACGGCGACCAGGCGCCCGGCCAGAAGGGCAAUCCGGCCAUGCAGGACAGCUCCGUCACCUCGACCACGCCCUACAAGCAGUCCAAGAAUCUGAAGAAGCCAAUCCGGUGCCAAAGCCAGCCUGUUGCUGGACCACAGAGUGAGAAUGCUGAGACGUGUCAGGGUCAAAUCCAAACUCCUCUUCAUGUCACACUGAAGCCUUUGCCCCGGGUUUGUCCGACCAGCUUAGAGACCUGAUCAGCCCUGAUCUGUUCCACCGCCAGGCUGAAAGCUGCUGCUGCUGCGACGGGAAGAAGGAAAGAGGCGAAAGACCCACAAAUAUACAAGAGUUAAAGAGAAGAAGAAGGAGGGAAGAGUUGUCUGUGAUAGAAAUCAAAUGAUGGAUCAAACAAAACUCCUCAAAACAACAGUUAGUUCAAACAACAGGACGUAAGUGAAACCUACCAUGAUUACAUAAAGAUCUAAAUAUGUGCACAAAGGUAGUUGUGUGUUGAAGGGUAAAGAUAAAAAAAAACUCUUAAAGGAAUAUGCAGGUUACAGGAUUAAAGACUAAGAGUAGAGAUUGUGAAGAAUCUCGAGGAGCGAAUGAAAAUUUCCUUCUCAGCAUGAAAGCAAUCAACAUAUUCAGAGGAGGAUGUUUCAUCGAACUUGAAGGACUCUGAACACAGAAAAGCUGAUGUCAUGACUGAGAAUGAAAGCUUCCGAUGUUUAUUGUGACGAGGUAACUCCAGUUAUGAUUCAAUACUGAGUGAGUAAAAGUGAGUGAUUUGAUUCUAGUCUCAAGGCCAACUCAUGGUUUCUAUAUGUACUACAAUAAGUCCGCAUUGGUCAGCAUCAUCACCCCUCGUGACAAACAUAGAAAAACGUUCAGGGCUCCAAUGGAUGCUUUGGAAAAGCUGCAACUUUGCAAUUUGCCAGUAAAGCCCCUGGUUACAGAUUAGACUGUAGCAAUGUAGCAUGUUAACAUUUGUACAUUGUUUUUGGUGAUGCUAAAGAGGAGAAGACUGCUACCGGACAAGAAAAUAAUGCCGCUUAUCGUCUUUACCGAGUUCAGCCAAUCUUGACCCCUGUAGCGAUGUUUCAGUACCUAGUCUCAAGCAGGUACUUUCUUUCUUCCUUGAAAGAGAUUCCUGCAUUCAAAACAUGUAUAAAGCUUUAACUUUGAAAUUCUUACAGUGGAACGCGGCCUAGUAACAAGUGGUCGGACAUAGCACGGGAUGUCUGGAGAUUUUAGAACUUGAAAACAUGUACAAAUGAAGAAUCUCCAAAGUCUGGCACAACUACUUCAAUUAUAACUCUGUAAAUGAUGAAUUAGUCCCUCCUCAUAACAAGCAUUUGUUUUUCUUGCACAAGUGCAAUCAAUGUGCUAGCAAUCAGGAUAAUUAUCCCCUAACCCAAGUUAGGGUCUAAUUCUCCUGAUGUCAUAUUCAUGUAUAAGUCUGCCAUGUCCGCCACGUAUUUCAGUGUCUUUCUUCUCCCUUACCGUUUCACAAUCUCCUUUGCUACAGGAAACAACAACAACAAUUUCUGAGCAGCAACCCAAACACUGAAAAUUUCAAAUCCAUUCUGCUUUGUUCUUUCAGUAAAUUACCCAGUGACGGUUCUUUCCUCCCUGCAUCCAGAUAUUCCACCAAAACAAUCCUUUUUGCAGAGGCGCAGUCACUGCAUCCUGGGCUUAGAACCUUAAUGAAAUGCAAAAGCCCGUCGUCUUUUGUCUAACGAGGUGCAGUCAGACAGUCAGACCAUUCUCCAGCUAUGGAGAAUGGUCUGGAGACACUUUGCGGACUGGGAAAGCAUGAGUUGGCCUUUAUGACCAGACAGAUGUUUGACUUUACAUUCACUUGUAGAUAGAACUGAAGCAUCUGACUUGCAGAGGUAAAAAAAAAAAAAAAAAAAAAAAAAAAAAGACAUUGAAGUCAUUGAGAAUCUUGUAGCUAGUGACAUGAGGAAAGCCGUGGACAAAGCACAGCAUCAAACUGUACGUGUGUCAGAGUCGAAGAAAAACGAUGUCACAACUUACGAAUGUAAUCCAAGAAUUGUUUGGGAUCGGCGGCAUCGGGAGGAAGUGACAUCCAGCGUUUCCUAUCGAGCUGUGGAUUGGAUAAACCCGACCGCCAACCGGUGUCACGAACAUCCGAGAAAGACUUUAAAAAGACCAGCCUGAGGAAAAACGACAGACCACUAGACGUACAACUCUCGAGUCCCACAGUUAAUUUAUUCAUGUGUUGAUGUGACACUUCAUCUAUUUAUUGUUUGUAUUUAUUUAUUAGGCAGCUGAUUAUUGCCGGCUGUGCGCUCGCACGGUUCGGCCAACACUUUUGUGGAGUCAAUUGAGAAGAUGCUGUUUUGUUUGUGGUUUUUAUCGGGGUCAAACAAAAACAAGGAAGUGAAAUCUUCACAGUUGGACUAUCGGACUACUGUGCCUUUUACCAAAUAGGAUGUGUUCGGAAAAGCGCUCGGUGCUUUCAGUGCAUUCAUACUGCGUUUUGAUUGUUUGCUCGUAAAUGUCACGAAACCAGUCCACGUUCAGUCACGAAAGCCUCUGAGUCGUCAACUUGCUUCUGAAAUCACAGCAAAAUCAAGUUUCUACUGCUUAAAAACCGGUUUCAUCCACAGCGAAUCCAGACUGCCUUCAUCUCCAACUGUCCCAGCGGCAGCCGUUCACCCAUUAGUUAUCAACUAAUAAAUUAAUCGACAACUUUCUCUUCACAAUGGAUUAAUUGAUUACUUGCCAACUAAGCUGAAUAUCUUUGCGCUGUGGACAAAACAACUUAUUUGUGGAAACACAAAUCAACAUUUUUCACCAUUUUCACAUUUUCUAAACCAAACGACUCGAGUUAGUCCAGAAAAUAAUCAACAGAAUUAAUCAACAAAGAAAAUCAUUAUUAGUCAUUAGUGUCACCUACAGCUAUUCCCAACUGCCAACAUCAACAAUUUUUUUGAUUAAUCGCCAAUUAUUCAGAUGAUUGAUGAAUUGGUUUGAGUAUUUUUUUUUUAGGAGAAAAAGUCUAAAUUCUCUGGUUGCAGCUUCUCAAAUGUAAAUAUGUUUUGGUUUCGUUCUCCUUGUUCACAGUAAAUGCGCUUUUUUUCACUAUUUCUGACAUUUUAUAGAUCAAGCAAUUAAUCGAGCUGCAACGAUUAAUAAACUAUUUGUGAAUUGUUAUAUUUAUCGCCAACUAUUUUGACAAUUUGAUCAAUUGUUUUGAGUGUUUUUUUAGAAGAAAAAAGUCUAAAUUCUCUCAUUGUAGCUUCUUAAAUACUAAUAUGUUUUGGUUUCUUUUCUCCUUGUUGACAGUAAAUGUGUGUUUUUCUUCCCCCUAUUUCUGACAUUUUAUGGAUUAAAUUUAAAAAAUGAGCUGCAACGAUUAAUCAGUUAGUUGCCAACUACUGAAAUUAUCGCCAACUAUUUUAGUAAUUGAUGAGUUGGUGUGAGUAUUUUUUAAAAGAAAAAAAGUCUAGAUUCUUUAUAGCUUCUUAAAUGUAAAUAUUUUUUGGUUUAUUUCCUCUCGUUGACUAAUUAAUCGAUUAAUCAAUUAAUUAUUAACUGUUAGAUUAUUGAGAACUAUUUUAAGUAUCUAAUUUUAUAAAAGUCUAAAUUCUGUGAUUUGAGCUCCUUAAAUAUGAGUGGUUUCUGGUUUCUUUCUGACAGUAAACUGAAGAUCUUCUCACCAUUUUCUGACAUUUUAUCAACCAAACAAUUGAUUAGUUGAGAAAAUAAUCGGUAGCUGCAGUGAUUAAUCAGUUAGUUGUUGACUAUUAUCUCUAACUAUUCUGUGAUUGCAGCUUCUUUAAUGUGAAUAUUGGUAUCUUUUCUCAUAUAUGACACUAAACUGAAUAUUUAUUCACCAUCUUUUGACGGUUUACAGACCAAACAACUAAUUGAUUAAUCAAUUAAUCAGUUAUUUGUUGAGUAUUAUCACCAACUAGUCUAAAUUCUUUGAUUGCAGCUUCUUUAAUGUGAAUAUUUUCUGGUUUCAUUCCUCUGUGACAGUAAACUGAACAUCUUUUCAACUUUUUCUACCGUUGAACAUCCAAACAUCCAAUCGAUCGACUGAUCGGUAGCAGUUAGCCUCCCGCUAGCUGCUGUUUGUCGUGUAAUAUUUGAACGUAGCCUUUUUUUCUUUCUUUUUUUGCUUUCCGAUCAGCAGAGGAACCGAUCGAACUGCACUUGUAGCUGGUGCUCUUGAAAAACUUGAAACUAAACGAAUAAUGGUGCAGAUGUAAGAGGAGGAGCCGUGUGAUCUAGCGCUGCUGCUGUCGCUGUGAUUCCAGCUGUAGUUUAGGAACUCUUCUCUGAAUGGAUUCACCUGAACUGUACAUAUUAUCGCUUUUAUUUUAUGUGUUUGGAGUGUACAAACCCUCAGAUCGGUGCCCAUCCGAGCCUGGGGGAGUCUUCCUCCACUCCUGGGUUGUUUUUUCUUUCUGAAUCAGGUUUGUGGUGACAGAGAAACCAAUUGCACUUAUUUUUCAUCGUUCAUUUUUCAUGUAAGUUUUCUACUGCCGCGGCCGCCACGGUCCGACUACAAUCUUUGUUUUAGCUGCCUUCAUCUUCUUCUUCUUUUAGUGUAGACUAUAGCCUCCCCUUUGCCUCCCCCCAUGUCCCCCCUACCUCCCCUCUAUCUCCCCUCUGCCUCAACUCUGCCUCCCCUCUGCUUCCCCUCUACCUCCCCUCUGCCUCCCCUCUGCUUCCCCUCUACCUCCCCUCUACCUCCCCUCUGCCUCCCCUCUGCUUCCCCUCUACCUCCCCUCUACCUUCCCUCUGCCUCCCCUCUGCCUCCCCUCUGCCUCCCCUCUGCCUCCCCUCUGCCUCCCCUCUGCCUUCCCUCUGCCUCCCCUCUAUCUCCCCUCUGCCUCAACUCUGCCUCCCCUCUGCUUCCCCUCUGCCUCCCCUCUACCUUCCCUCUGCCUCCCCUCUAUCUCCCCUCUGCCUCCCCUCUGCUUCCCCUCUACCUCCCCUCUACCUCCCCUCUGCCUCCCCUCUGCUUCCCCUCUACCUCCCCUCUACCUUCCCUCUGCCUCCCCUCUGCCUCCCCUCUGCCUCCCCUCUGCCUCCCCUCUAUCUCCCCUCUGCCUUCCCUCUGCCUCCCCUCUAUCUCCCCUCUGCCUCAACUCUGCCUCCCCUCUGCUUCCCCUCUACCUCCCCUCUGCCUCCCCUCUGCUUCCCCUCUACCUCCCCUCUACCUCCCCUCUACCUUCCCUCUGCCUCCCCUCUGCCUCCCCUCUGCCUCCCCUCUAUCUCCCCUCUGCCUUCCCUCUGCCUCCCCUCUAUCUCCCCUCUGCCUCAACUCUGCCUCCCCUCUGCUUCCCCUCUGCCUCCCCUCUACCUUCCCUCUGCCUCCCCUCUAUCUCCCCUCUGCCUCCCCUCUGCUUCCCCUCUACCUCCCCUCUACCUUCCCUCUGCCUCCCCUCUGCCUCCCCUCUAUCUCCCCUCUGCCUCCCCUCUGCUUCCCCUCUACCUCCCCUCUACCUUCCCUCUGCCUCCCCUCUACCUCCCCUCUGCCUCCCCUCUGCUUCCCCUCUACCUCUCCUCUACCUCCCCUCUGCCUCCCCUCUGCUUCCCCUCUACCUCCCCUCUACCUUCCCUCUGCUUCCCCUCUACCUCCCCUCUAUCUCCCCUCUGCCUCCCCUCUGCCUUCCCUCUGCCUCCCCUCUGCUUCCCCUCUACCUCCCCUCUACCUUCCCUCUGCCUCCCCUCUGCCUCCCCUCUGCCUCCCCUCUGCCUCCCCUCUAUCUCCCCUCUGCCUCCCCUCUGCCUUCCCUCUGCCUCCCCUCUAUCUCCCCUCUGCCUCCCCUCUAUCUCCCCUCUACCUCCCCUCUGCCUCCCCUCUGCCUCCCCUCUGCCUCCCCUCUAUCUCCCCUCUGCCUCCCCUCUACCUUCCCUCUGCCUCCCCUCUAUCUCCCCUCUGCCUCCCCUCUACCUUCCCUCUGCCUCCCCUCUAUCUCCCCUCUGCCUCCCCUCUAACUUCCCUCUGCCUCCCCUCUAUCUCCCCUCUGCCUCCCCUCUACCUCCCCUCCCCCUCUGCCUCCCUUCAUCUCCUUUAAGUCCCGUUACCAUCUCUUCUUUCCCAACUAAACUCUCACCUCUCGUCUUUGUCGUGAUAUUUACUCCCCCGCAUCCUCCACUCUCUGGCUUAUUUUUCUGUCUUUUUUCCAAUAAUGAUACAAAAACAAACUGAAAAAUCUUUUAAUAAAUGAUACAUUUUGGGAAACUGUC
Molecule: messenger RNA, 7397 nt
Organism: Amphiprion ocellaris (clown anemonefish)
Lineage: Eukaryota; Metazoa; Chordata; Actinopteri; Pomacentridae
Exons: 6
Coding region: 161-1420 (419 amino acids)
Biological process (GO): circadian regulation of gene expression; negative regulation of DNA-templated transcription
Cellular component (GO): nucleus
Molecular function (GO): RNA polymerase II cis-regulatory region sequence-specific DNA binding
Source: RefSeq, a predicted model, not a curated record